AUGGCUGCUAUCAACAAGAUCGCCCCUAACUCGCCGUCGAGGCAGAACCCCUCCGAGCUGGAGACCGCGAUCGCCGGUGCUCUCUUCGACUUGGAGAGCAACACACAGGACCUGAAGGCUACCCUCAGGCCCCUGCAGUUCGUCUCUGCUCGUGAGGUCGAGGUUGGUCACGGCAAGAAGGCUGUCAUCGUCUUCGUCCCCGUCCCUCUCCUCCAGAGCUUCCACAAGAUCCAGCAGCGCCUGACCCGUGAGCUCGAGAAGAAGUUCUCCGACCGCCACGUUCUCUUCGUUGCUCAGCGCCGCAUCUUGCCCCGCCCCAAGCGCUCCGCCAACUCGCGCUCCAACCAGAAGCAGAAGCGUCCCCGUUCCCGCACUCUCACUGCCGUGCACGACUCCAUCCUCGGCGACCUGGUCUACCCCGUCGAGAUUGUCGGCAAGCGCAUCCGCACCAAGGAGGAUGGCAGCAAGACCCUGAAGGUCAUCCUGGACGAGAAGGAGCGUGGUGGUGUUGACCACCGCCUGGACGCCUACGGCGAGGUCUACCGUCGUCUAACUGGCCGUGCUGUUACCUUCGAGUUCCCCCAGAGCGGUCCCUCUGACUUUUAG
Messenger RNA from Aspergillus melleus, 606 nucleotides. It is a transcript of the gene RPS7A, whose product is annotated as 40S ribosomal protein eS7. Bases 1 to 606 code for a protein of 201 amino acids. Lineage: Eukaryota; Fungi; Ascomycota; Eurotiomycetes; Eurotiales; Aspergillaceae. Gene Ontology annotation, biological process: rRNA processing; translation; ribosomal small subunit biogenesis. Gene Ontology annotation, molecular function: structural constituent of ribosome. The transcript is spliced from 3 exons. The record is from RefSeq and is a predicted model, not a curated record. Gene Ontology annotation, cellular component: 90S preribosome; ribosome; small-subunit processome.